Gastrolobium bilobum is the source of this 1320-nucleotide messenger RNA. RefSeq lists its product as uncharacterized. The record is from RefSeq and is a predicted model, not a curated record. Bases 1 to 1320 code for a protein of 439 amino acids. Gene Ontology annotation, molecular function: zinc ion binding; nucleic acid binding. Lineage: Eukaryota; Viridiplantae; Streptophyta; Magnoliopsida; Fabales; Fabaceae. The transcript has a single exon.
AUGGAAGAUCAACCUAUGGAUGAUCACAUGGCAGAGGAGGAUAUCCAGGUGAAUGUGACUAGCAACGGGGGAAAAAAGAAGGAAGAGUCAGGUGAUUCAUCUAACAGGAAGUUGGUGUCAUAUAAAGAUUCUCUUCUUGGUUUUAAUGGAGGACCCCAUGUUGCUGAUAGCGAUGAGGAAGAUUGGGUAGAAAAACUACGUAAGGAAGAGGACGAAGAAGAAGGGGAUGAGGUCUUUGUUACGGUUGAUGGUGAGGAGGAUCCUCUUUGCCCAACGUACUCUUUUCCAAAAGCCUUGCAUUUAGAAGGUUGCAGACCUUGGAAACAGGCAGUGAUUGUGAAACUUCUGGGGAAGAAAGUUGGAGUUAGAUUCUUACUCAAUCGUUUACUAAGAAUGUGGAAUAUCUCAGGCACAUAUGAGUUCAUUGAUCUGGAGAAUGACUACUUUUUGUUCCGAUUUUCAAAUAAGAAUGAUUACUCUCAUGUUUUGGAGGAUGGUCCUUGGAUCAUAGCUGAUCAUUAUGUGGUAGUUCAACGGUGGCGUCCAUUUUUUAAUCCUUAUGAUGAUGAGAUCAGAAAGCUGGCAGUUUGGAUUCGUAUUCCAGGACUUCCUAUUGAAUUCUAUACCUCUCAUCAUUUGUGGAAUAUAGGUAGUAUUUUUGGUCGCACAUUGAUGAUUGAUAGGAACUCUAUCAGGAAACGUUAUUCUGGUGAAGGUGAUAUUACAGAGAGAGCAAAGUUUGCUAGAAUUUGUGUCGAAGUUGAUCUUAGGAAAGGCUUUUUGUCCAAAUUCCGGAUUGCUGAUCGUAUCUUCCAUGUUGGAUAUGAGGGUCUCCACUUAGUUUGUUUUGCUUGUGGAAAGUAUGGGCAUAGAAGGGAUCAGUGUUCCCAUAGUAAUCUUCAACAAGAUACUACGGCUUAUUCUCCUGAAGUUUCUGACUCGGUGGUGCAUAAGCAGCCGGAAAAAGAUUCCGUUCCGGCGAAGGAGGAACCGUUUGGGAAUUGGAUGCUAGUGCAGCGUAACCGUCGAUCAAGGAGCAUAGCACAAUCAAAGGAGGAAUCAAGGAGCAUAGCACAAUCAAAGGAGGAAUCAUUACCAUCGGGUAGGAGACAAGUUGGCGUUGUUAAUAAUGCAGUGUUACGUAAUAAGGCAGUUUCCAAUUCUCAUCCUAAUCACAGACAGGUCAUUCAAUCAGGUUCAAGAUUUCAAGCUAUUGCUGAGUUGACUCAAAAGGAUAAUAAUAUCUUAAUUAUUUCUGAUUCUCCAGUGAUUGAUUCAAUCAGCAUUGAAUCUGGUCUGACACGAAUUAAUUGCUCAUAA